Penicillium egyptiacum is the source of this 2160-nucleotide messenger RNA. The record is from the annotation of a GenBank genome assembly. Lineage: Eukaryota; Fungi; Ascomycota; Eurotiomycetes; Eurotiales; Aspergillaceae.
AUGGCUAACAACAGCUCCCCAGAUUACAAAUCUCUCUAUCUACAGGCAGAAGAGAGACGGAGGCAGGAGGAGGAGAGACGGAAGCGGGCUGAAGAGCGUACCCAACCGACCACUUUCUUGGAGUUCUUGCGCCAUUCCCACAAUGUACUCUCCCGACCGUUGAGGGUUGAGACACCAUCUCGCUCGACCAGCGGGAAGAUACCGCUUCCAACCGGGAAAUAUUGCCCGACACGGCUGGAGCAUUGGGCUGACUGCCCAGCGCAACAGUCGGAGCUUUACAGGUCCGUCUACAGUUACCUCCAGUUGACACCAGGAGGGGCGCCGCGUCUGUUUUCAUCUUUGCAUGAGCUAGAAGGAUUAGGCCGACGACUUGUUCGCAAGCCUAUAAGCAGUGAGCAAGAACUUGAGGCUUAUGAACGGUUCGCCGUGGAAGAGUACGUCAACGAUAUAAUAACGGAGUUGUGCAAGAUACCCGCUGCUCGUGAAGAGUUCGGUCUUGGUGAUGGCAUCCAGUUCAGCAGUCAUACGAAUUCCUUGAACGAUAACGAUGCUAUUGAGGCAGACAUAAGCCAGCCGUCAAGUGUUCACCGCCCCAGACCUGAUCAAUUCUGCAUCCAUCGUGUCGACGGCAAUACUAAAAGUCUCCUUACGACCGUCGAGUAUAAGCCUCCCCACAAACUCUCCGUCGUAACCCUACGAAUGGGGCUUCGACCAAUUGACCUAUGGAAGGAUUUGGUCCGAUCAAAUAAGAUACCCACGAACCAGGAAGCAAAGUUGAGGUACAAUACAGCGAGACUCGCCUCCUCCGCUCUUAUCCAGGAGUAUCAUGUGAUGAUUCAGGACGGGCUCGAGUAUUCCUACGUGACCAACGGGAUCGCCCGUGUCCUUCUCCGUGUUCCACGUGACGAUCCUAGCACGCUUUAUUACUUCCUAUGUGAUCCUAAUAGUGAGGUGCAUUCAGAAGACGAAGAAUCUUUCCUACAGCCCGAGACGUCUAUUUUAAGGACCCUAUGCCUAUGUUUAAUGGCUUUCCGCUCACCCGUGCGCGGCCAGGAAUGGAGGAAUUCUAUACGGCCUAAUCUUCAUACCUGGGAGACCAGUUUUGACCACGCUCGUUCUAAGAUUCCCAAUAUAGAACUGCAGCAGAUUGAUCUCCACUCCGAUAGUACAACCAUGGAUUUCCCGAGUCCAGAAUCUGGCUCAUCUUAUGCGCUACCAUCAUCUCCACCGGAUUCGCCUAUAACGGGCGGCCGUCGAGUGCCCACUAGGUCCCAAGCCACCUGUGCACCUCCUGACAAGCAAACCCGCUCCCAGUCGCCGGAUUUAUCCGACACCGACACGAACCACGCAAUGGGACGGAAGCGUGGAUUUAGUCAAGUCAUGUCCUCACCAUCUGCCCGACAAGCCACUAGCCGUCCCGAAGUCAGUGACAAUCAAGGCAGUCAAUCACGGUGCCACGAUACGCAAUUUUGCACGCAGCGGUGCUUGCUUGGGUUACAGACUGGAGGCGUCCUAGAUGACUAUUGUCCAAACGUGACGCUCCAUCGUCGGGACCGAGACAGCGCCAAACAUCUCAUCACCCUAGAGGAUCUGGUGCACCUACUGAAAAUAGAAUUAGACGAAAACAUUGACCGAUGUAUACCUUUUGGAAGGUGUGGAUCAUAUGGUGCUCCCUUCAAAUUGACCUGUGCCGCAUAUGGCUAUACUGUCAUCGGGAAAGGAACUACGUCUGGACUGUGGAAAGAGGUCUCCGGGGAAGCGCAGGUGUACCAGAUCUUGCGAAAAGCUCAGGGGUCGGCCGUGCCUGUUUUCCUAGGCACAAUCGACUUGGCGAAGAUUUACUUUCUUCAUGGAGCCGGGGAAAUCCGUCAUAUGCUUGUCAUGGGAUGGGGUGGCAUAAGCACAUCAACGAUGGAGAUGUCGCCUCGGCUUCGCGAGGAGAUACGCAAGUCCUAUAAGGAAAUCAAAGCUUUGGGAAUUGUCCACGAAGAUCUUCGGCGUGACAAUAUCCUUUGGAGUGAGGAACUAGGACGGGCCCUAAUCAUCGACUUCCAUCGCUUUACUUUGAAAUGUCGACCGAACCAGCAACGACUCCAAGCCGCAAAGCGACGCCAAUGUGGAGCCGAGACAGGAACUACAAAACGUCUUCGUGUUUCCUAA